AUGGCUUUAAAUGGUGAAGAGGAGGAGAAAGGAUACACUUGGGAAGCCGAUUAUGCUGAAGGUCUUAACAUUCGAGGAGUGCUGGAAGAGGACGAGAAGGGUUCCAUUGAAAAAAGUAUCCAAAAAGUCAUUGAAGAAGCGAGAAGAAAAGCCCACGACACGGAUCGACCAUCAAAAUGUCGACUAGGAAUUAUGCGUUACCUCUACAUCGUUGUCGAUUGUUCACGGUUUAUGCAAGAUAAAUCGCUGAUGCCGAGUCGAUUGGCGGCAACGAUAAAAAUUGUCACUCAGUUUCUUGACAAAUUCUUCGAGCUCAACCCAAUUGCCCAAGUUGGUCUCAUUGUUUGUAAAGAUCGAAAAGCGGAAAGAAUUGUUCCACUAACAGGAAAUGUGCGUCAAUUGGUUACUGCUCUCACGUCAAUCAACGAGUUGCAAUGCAUGGGCGAUUUCUCACUGCAAAAUGCUUUACGAUUGGCGCUAACUAAUUUAAAAGACCUUCCAAAACAUUUUUCUCGAGAAGUCUUGGUGAUAAUGUCUUCACUGACAUCUGUAGAUCCAGGGAAUAUUUUUUCAACCAUCGAGAAUGUACAAGCAUCGGCUGUCCGUUGUUCAGUCAUUGGUUUGGCAGCGGAACUUUUUGUUUGUUCUCAGUUGGCAAAGUUAACAAAAGGAAAAUACUCCGUAGUGCUUGAUUCGUCACAUUUCGAACUGGAAAUUAACUCACAUGCAACGCCUCCAUCAACUGGAAAAACUCUUCAGUGCAACGCGGUCGAAGUUGGUUUCCCAAAGCACGAAUCGGUGGAAAGGGAAAUCUCCUGUCUCUGCCACUCUUCCGGUCCAAUUUCGAAACGUGGCUACGAGUGUCCCCGUUGUGGAGGACGGUACUGCUCUAUUCCCGUCGAAUGCCGUGUUUGUCGACUGACUCUCGUCGCGGCUCCUCAACUCGCUCGAGCUUUUCGACAUCUUCUCCCAUUGCCGCCAUUCCGUCGAAUAGACGCCAAUACAGAAGCCUCCUGUUUUGCGUGUCACCGUAAAUUCGCUGCUUCUUCAUCAGCUUUCGAAUGCAAGCAAUGUGCCGAACGUUUUUGUAUCGAUUGUGACAUUUUCCUUCACGAAUCUUUAUACAUUUGUCCGGGCUGUAAAACAGAUUUA
Messenger RNA from Mesorhabditis belari, 1152 nucleotides. The record is from the annotation of a GenBank genome assembly. Lineage: Eukaryota; Metazoa; Nematoda; Chromadorea; Rhabditida; Rhabditidae.